Castor canadensis (American beaver) is the source of this 2629-nucleotide messenger RNA. RefSeq names its product serine/threonine kinase 24 (gene Stk24). Gene Ontology annotation, cellular component: Golgi apparatus; cytoplasm. Gene Ontology annotation, molecular function: protein serine/threonine kinase activity; ATP binding. The record is from RefSeq and is a predicted model, not a curated record. NCBI's taxonomy places the organism in Eukaryota, Metazoa, Chordata, Mammalia, Rodentia, Castoridae. Gene Ontology annotation, biological process: protein phosphorylation; negative regulation of cell migration.
CGGGCUCGGCCGGCUGUGCGCGCCCACUCCGGCUCCAGGCGGCCAGCACGAGCGUGCCCAGGCCGCCCGGCUCCAGCGCGGCGCAGCCCAGCCCAGCCCAGCCCAGCCCAGCCCAGCGCAGCGCAGCGGCGGCAGCGGCAGCUCGCGCGGAGGCCCCGCGGCCCUCGCAGCUCUCCCUCCCGGGUGCGGUGCAUGGAGACGCGGCCCACGGGCCUCCGUUGAGACCCCCGCCGGUCGGGACCCGCCGGGGUGCGGUGGCCUCGCGCUCCCGCCCGAGGGCUGCGCGCGGCCCUGGUUGCCCGCGCGGAUCGCCGCGGCGCGGCCGUCCCGGGCCAGGAAGUGGCCGUCUGGAGCGCCAUGGCCCACUCCCCGGUGCAGUCGGGCCUGCCGGGCAUGCAGAACCUGAAAGCAGACCCAGAAGAGCUUUUUACAAAACUAGAGAAAAUUGGAAAAGGCUCUUUUGGUGAGGUGUUCAAAGGCAUUGACAAUCGGACUCAGAAAGUGGUUGCCAUAAAAAUCAUUGAUCUGGAAGAAGCUGAAGAUGAGAUAGAGGACAUUCAACAAGAAAUCACAGUGCUGAGUCAGUGCGACAGUCCAUAUGUAACCAAAUAUUAUGGAUCCUAUCUGAAGGACACUAAGUUGUGGAUAAUAAUGGAAUAUCUUGGUGGAGGCUCUGCACUGGAUCUGUUAGAACCUGGCCCUUUAGACGAAACUCAGAUUGCUACCAUACUAAGAGAAAUACUGAAAGGACUCGAUUAUCUGCAUUCAGAGAAGAAAAUCCAUAGAGACAUUAAAGCGGCCAACGUUCUGCUGUCUGAACACGGAGAGGUGAAGCUGGCUGAUUUUGGAGUGGCUGGCCAGCUGACAGACACCCAGAUAAAAAGGAACACCUUCGUGGGCACCCCCUUCUGGAUGGCACCCGAGGUCAUCAAGCAGUCAGCCUAUGACUCCAAGGCAGACAUCUGGUCCCUGGGCAUCACGGCUAUAGAACUGGCGAAAGGGGAGCCUCCUCAUUCCGAGCUGCACCCCAUGAAGGUUUUGUUCCUCAUUCCAAAGAACAAUCCCCCAACGCUGGAGGGGAACUAUAGCAAACCCCUCAAGGAGUUCGUGGAGGCCUGCCUGAACAAGGAGCCAAGCUUUAGACCCACCGCUAAGGAAUUACUGAAGCACAAGUUUAUCAUACGCAACGCAAAGAAAACAUCCUACUUGACUGAGCUCAUCGACAGGUACAAGAGGUGGAAGGCUGAGCAGAGCCAUGAUGACUCCAGCUCGGAGGACUCGGAUGCAGAAACAGAUGGCCAGGCGUCUGGAGGCAGUGACUCUGGGGACUGGAUCUUCACAAUCCGGGAGAAGGAUCCCAAAAAUCUCGAGAACGGAGCUCUUCAGCCAUCGGAUUUGGAAAGAAACAAGGUGAAAGACAUCCCAAAGAGGCCUUUUUCUCAGUGUUUAUCGACAAUUAUUUCUCCUCUGUUUGCGGAGCUGAAGGAGAAGAGCCAGGCUUGCGGAGGGAACCUGGGGUCCAUAGAAGAGCUGCGGGGAGCUAUCUACCUGGCCGAAGAGGCCUGCCCGGGGAUCUCAGACACCAUGGUGGCCCAGCUGGUGCAGCGGCUGCAGAGAUACUCUCUAAGUGGUGGAGGGACUUCAUCCCACUGAGAUUCCUUUGGCCUUCGUGUUUCAUUUUUCCUUUUCUCUUCAUCCUCCUUUUUAAAAGUCAACGAGAGCCUUUGCGACCGCUGAAGAGGCGCCACUGAGGGGCCAUCCCCAAAGCUGCGGGCGCCUGUCCUGGGACACAGUCCUCUGUGCCACAGCCAGAUGAAGUCUCUCAGGUGGGGUGGGAAGGGUCUGCUCCUUUCAGGAUUAUUUUAUUUUUUUAUUGUUUUUAAUUGUCACCAUAGUGCACAUAUUCAAGGAAAGUAUCUUUAGAAAAAAAACACAAGCCCUGAAGUGUAUAUCUGGGAUUACGGUAAGGCAACUGAAGACGUGAAACCUCAGGUAUCCUGCUUUACGUCGAUGGCCCCCGGGGGACGGAGGCUUGCUCUGGCGGACCGGUGUAGAUUUGUAUAUAGCGUUCUUUUUACAGAAACCUUUUUGGCGUGCAGAAGGAAUCACUGUGUACACAUUGGCCACGUGCUUCUGUAGAUACUGCCCGUGGAGUAAAUAUUUGACAGGCCAUAACUGAGUCUAUUACCUUGCCUUUAUUACGUGUAAAUUUUUGGAUUGUGUGACCAGUGAUUUGGGUUUUAUUUUGUAUUUGCAGGGUUUGCCAUUAAUAAUAAUUAAUGCCCCUCUGUGGAACACUCCUAUUUGUACCUCAACAAAUGCAAAUUUUCCUCUUGUUUUCCCUACACCCCUCUUGGUACACUUAGAAGUUAAUUUCCUUUUUCAUUGAUGGUACUAUUUCUUAGUGUUUUAAAUUGGAACAUAUCUUGUCUCAAUGAAGCUUUAAAUUAUUUUAAGUUUCUCCCAGAUGAAGCACUCUCGUCUAACCUUUGGAAUCGUGCCACUGCUGGUCUGCGCCAGGUGUACCGUUCUUUCCAACACGAUUGUCACCUUGUAGUGGAAUCUGCGUAUCAUCUUUCCCACUGAAAGUGUCUGAAUGCUUACACGAAUAAAUUUUAUAACACACUUA